AUGCAUCAUCCAUCAGCACAUUAUAACCCGGAAGUAAUCAAUAGUGUUGCUGAUGUUGCAUUGACAUACUUUGGAGAUUCUCAGUUUCAAACCCCAGAAAUUAGAAGUCUUGUAGCGAUGCAUUUAAGAAAUUACAUUGCCGGAGCAAUACCGUUUGAUUUGCUCGAGAACAACGUUAAGCAAAUAAUUCCAAAUACAGAACCUCUACAACACAUCAAAUCUAUUAUCGAAAUUGGUCAACAACCGAUUCCCGAACAACAAAUUACUCAACCUCAAGAUGACACCGAAUCAAAACGAAAGAAAUCACGUCCUUGGUCUCAAUAUGAAGACGACCGCCUUAUAGCAGGUAUAUUACGUUGUGGAUUAGAAAAUUGGACUUCGAUUUCUCGUUUUGUUGGAAACGGGAGAACCAAGUCACAGUGUUCGCAGCGAUGGUUCAGAGGUUUAGAUCCAAAAAUCUCAAAAAUGCAGUGGUCAACAGCUGAAGAAGAUCUUCUUAUUCAUUUGAUUUCUAUUCAUGGAAAUAAAGCUUGGACUACAAUUUCCUCCCAAAUGAAAAACAGGAGUGAUGUUCAAUGUAGAUACAAAUACAAACAGCUCGUUAAAGAAAAACGAAUUCACAAUGGAACCAUUUCUGCUAUAAAUCCGCUAGCACAAGUAGUUUCACCGCCAUCCCAUAAUUCCCCCGCUCAACAGAUUUACGUUCAUCCUCAAUCUUAUACGCCAAAAUUCGUUCAACCGAUGUAUUCUAUUCCAGUUGUACCUCAAGAAGCCCAAAACUACCAGAACUACCAAAACCAGACCAUCUUUAUACCACCAAUGCAGUCGAUUGCCCCUAUAAAAUCUUCAACUCCUCCACAACAAUCAACUCCAAUUUUAACACCUCCACAGCCUCAAUCGCAUAUACUAGUACAAUCCCCAUCUACUCUUCCUACUCUCAUGCAGCAAUAUCCGCAUAUCGAAAAUCCAAGACCUUCAUUACCUCAUGUACAGCCUUUCUUCGAACAUGCUUCACCAAUACAGCCAUCGCCGCUGCAGCCUGAUAUACACCUUAAAAAGAUUGAGAAAGAAUCAUUUAACGAAGAUCACGCUGACGCUUUACAUCACAGUUUCCCUCCAAUCGAAGCUCCUGCAAUUAACGCGAAGCUUUACUCUGUAUAUUAA
Trichomonas vaginalis G3 is the source of this 1164-nucleotide messenger RNA. RefSeq names its product RNA polymerase II transcription regulator recruiting protein. The record is from RefSeq and is a predicted model, not a curated record. Bases 1 to 1164 code for a protein of 387 amino acids. The transcript has a single exon. Lineage: Eukaryota; Parabasalia; Trichomonadida; Trichomonadidae.